Messenger RNA from Oryza sativa Japonica Group (Japanese rice), 3620 nucleotides. RefSeq lists its product as uncharacterized. The record is from RefSeq and is a predicted model, not a curated record. Lineage: Eukaryota; Viridiplantae; Streptophyta; Magnoliopsida; Poales; Poaceae.
AGCUCCAAGCGUUCCACAUCUUUGAUCACUUCUUCCAUCCAUUUUGCUUCCCCCUUGGCUCCCUCCACACCGUCCGGCGAACUCCACGGCCACCUCCGGUCAAACCGCAGUGCUCACCGGAGCUACGACCACCAGCUGCCUCACCGUCGAGUGGGCCCCAGCACCAGCCACACACCGUAGCAGCCCCUCUUGCUCAGGUCCGGUCGCCUCGCUUCCCGCGCGGAGCUUUGCGAGCGGAGGAAGGCUGGCUUCCGCGCGACGCGUUCUUCCUUUCCGCGUUCGUGUGCAGCCCCACAGUCACUGACAACCGGGGCCUGCUGCCGUCGGCCCCACCUGUCAUCACCUACCCCUGGUCGACAACUUUUUAACGCUCAUUGACAGGCGGGACCACCGCUCGAUCCUGCUGCUCCUGCCUCCUCCUGGACUGGACCUUCCUCCUCGCCGCGCGUGCCGAGGUGGAGGAGGACGACGAAGCUCUCUAUAGCUAGCUGCCGUUGCGUGCCAGCUACUACAACACCCCUCCACGCCCUCGCUUUUUACUCCCAAAUCGAAGCGCAGGUCGGUAAAAACAACAAGUGGAUCGAUCGAUCGAGUAAAAGAAGCAACGAUCACUAGUGUCUCUCCACGGAGGAGGAGGAGGUUUGACAAGGUGGCAGAGACGGAGGGAGGAGGAGGAUGAGUAGCCUGGCCAUUGUGGAGAAGAGGCCGGCGCCGUUCGUCGGCGGCGGCGGCGGGUGCGCGGGCGGCGUGCUGCUCCACCUCCUGGACUGGCACCGCCGCCUCGCCCGCAAGCGCCGCCUCUUCUCGCCGCGCAGGCUCCUCCCCACCUCGCUCCGCUCUUCCCCGCGCAGGCUCCCGUCCCCGCCUCAGGCCUCGCAUCCUCCUCCCGCGCCUCGCUUGUCCUCCGCCGCAACCGCCGCCGGUGUCGCCGCUCCGGGCGUGGGCGUCGUCGCGCGCCUCAUGGGUCUCGAGUCGUGGCCCGCCACUGGCCCCGUCGGCGCGCCCCCGGCGGCGCGGAGGCCGCAGAAGCAGAGGAAGGUGGAGGUGGCAUCACCGACGCCGCGGGCCGACGAGCCAGACGUGGUCCUGGUGUUGCCUCCGAGCCAGCGUCCGCCGCCGCUAUCGCCUGCGGCAAGGAACCAUCACGGCGCCGACCUGCCGGCGAGGAGCCCGAGGCGGAGCCGACUCGUGCAUGCCGCGGCGACCAAGCUGUUGGAGCCUAGCGCUCGCGCGAGCUCGAGGGCGAGUGCCAGGUUGGCCCUCGCGUACGCCUGCUCCUCCCCGCAGCAUCGCAUGGAUGGCCAUUCCAAUGCGUUGCAAAGCUCAAGUAUGCCUGAUGACUUCCUGUCUCGCUCUGAUAGCCUGCCAUUAGAGCGUUCGUCCAGAUUGCAGCCGGUCGUUGCCCAGCCUCCUGUUCUUCCGGCGGAGACAGAAUGGGACAAUGUCAUUACUUCCAGUAGGCAUGAGAAGCAUUCCAUUGACACAAUAAGCAGCUCUGAUGCUGCAGAUGUAGUAAGUGGUGAUGCAAUAGUGGUGCUAAGAUCGGGUUUUGAUGAUGCAAAUGUGAGUAGAAGCAGCUCUGGUGCGGACGCCAUGCCCAAGGAUCACAAGGCAAGAACUGACAGACUGAGCAACUGUUCAAGAAUGAGAUCGAGUGGUGCUGGCGUUCGAGCUGGAGAAGAGAGGUCAUUGCGCAAGCGAGGAACUCACUCUCUGCAAGAUGUUGAGGGGAAUAUUGGAUCUCGGAGCUUGGUUAGUUCCACUCAUCCUGCUGCUGGUAGUGCUCGCGAACUGAUGUCUGGCAGUAGGAGAGCUGCACACCAUGGUUCUGGUCAAAGAAGGGAGUUGAUGGGUACAAUCACUCCACAAAGAAGCAGUCGCAGGGAGGUAAUGGGUUCAAGCAAUCCACAAAGAAACACUCGCCGAAGCUCGAUUGACCGGAGUGGAUUGACAUCCACAACCACAAGUAGGAUUGCAGUCAGUACUGUAUCUGGGCAAAAAAGGGGAUCACGGAAGAAUGUAGGCCGUGACAAUGCAGCCUGUAACAGAGAAGUUAAUAAUCCAGUUGCAUUUGCAUCUAGUUCAUCUGUGAACCCAGUGACAAGGAAUUCAUCGCAAAGCAAAGUUUCAGAGAAGAGAGGGUGCAGAAGGACACAAGUUAUUAGUACCAGUUGUAGUACAAGAUUGCCGGUAGUUGAAUCUUCACCUUCUGUUGUGGGUAGUUCUGAGAAAGAGGAGUUUAGCAGGCUACUGAAAGCAAAAAUUAAUGAGCUUGGUUUGUCUGAUAGGAUUGAAUCAAGUGAUGCUCUUUCAGGAAAAUUAACUGCAUCAGUGCUUCAAGAGCUCAUUUCUGCCCUCACUAAUGAUACAAACACUUCAGAUUCUCAACAUAGUAACUAUUCCAAUGCAUACAAUUCUCAGCAUAGCAACUACUCUGAUGCAGUAGACUGUCUAAACAACAAUAUGAGUGCAUGCAAUUCCAAUGAUCAGUCGCAUGACUUUCAGAACUGUUACCAGAGGGACAGAGAGGUUGAAUCUUCUGCUACUUGCAUGAACAAUGAGCCCAACCAACCAAGUCCAACUUCAGUCCUCGAAGCAUGCUUCUCGAAUGAUACUUCAUCGUUAGGAAGUCCAACCGAAAAAAAUGAGGGUAAAGAAUACUUUGUGUCAAUUGAAAACAAAAUGGAAGAUCUCUUUAAUUUGGAGUCUGACAUUGUGGAUUUGGCAAUAUCUAUUGACAAAACGAAGACCGAUGCUGAAGAAAUAUUUCAUGGAAUUGAUAAAAUGUCUUCUGUACAUAAUUUGAUGGCGCGUGAUUUCAAGCUGUUAGAAGCUAGGCUCCACAGCAUCGGAGAAGCCAUUUCAAAUGCUGAAUUGCUGUUAGGCAAUAGCCCCUUGUCUACCAAAACAUCAAAUCUAUCACUCCAUUGUUUUAUCAUUGAAAUGCUUGAAGUUAUUAUGGAUUUAUUUGGUGGGUCAAAGAGCUUAGGUCUCACAGAAGAAAAGAAGUAUCAACAAACCAACUUCAUAUUCGACUGCAUUAUUGAAUCAGUGAAUUCAAAAUUCUGCGAUUUCGGCAAAUGCGGAUACAAGGCAUGGUUGAGACUGCCUCUCAGUUUGACUGAAGAUCUGUUGAAGAGGGAGAUAUCGAAGGAGAUCUGCAAUUGGAGGGAAACUAGAGAAACUACACCCAAUCGAGUUGCUGAGAAAGAGUUGGACCAAAUGACUCCCAGGUGGGAUGCAUGUCAAGUGGAAGCAUUUGAUAUCAGCAUUGCAAUUGAGCAUGACAUACUUGAGGCUCUUGUUGAUGAGUUUGCAUUUGACCAAUGGUGAAAGGCCUGUACAUGGUUCCAGUUGAUCUAAAGGUCUGGACAACUUCAGAGUUCAGACUUCUGGUUCACAUGAUGAUCACCUAUAAAUAAUACUCUGCUGAUAUGUUUGUAUUCCUCUCAAGGAAAUUUUGUACAGACUCAUGUAAGAUCGUAGCGCCCCCAGACUUUCUUUUGUUGCCUAAUUGAAACAUGUUAAAAGUACCAUCCCUAUUUUCAACCCUUUGUAACCCUGCUGGACCUUGAUGAUGACUGAAUAAAGGUGUUAGAACCUGAAGGAAUUGUACGGCA